This is a messenger RNA of Rhododendron vialii, 1851 nucleotides long. RefSeq lists its product as uncharacterized. Bases 40 to 462 code for a protein of 140 amino acids. The transcript has a single exon. The record is from RefSeq and is a predicted model, not a curated record. Lineage: Eukaryota; Viridiplantae; Streptophyta; Magnoliopsida; Ericales; Ericaceae.
UCUAAGUAUAAAGAUCAGAUUUGGUGUGAUGUUGUGGGAAUGGAUGUGUGUCACCUUUUAUUGGGAAAACCGUGGCAGUUUGAUCGUAAGGUGAUGCAUAGCGGGGGUUCUAACACGUAUACCCUUAAAUCUGAGGGUACGAUAAUUAAGUUGCUUCCUUCUAAGGAGGUUGUGUCCAAACCACUUAGUGGAGAGGGUACCAACCUUCUGACAAAGGUGCAGUUUCAAGGAGAGUUCUUGGCCACAAAAGUCAUGUUUAUUGUCGUGGCAAAGGAGAGUUCACCAGCGAUUUUUGAGCAGGAAGUGCCAAUUAAGAUCCAGCCCCUUCUUGCUGAGUUUGCGGAUGUAUUCCCGACUGAGUUACCUGAUGGGUUGCCUCCAUUGCGAGAUAUUCAGCACCAGAUUGAUCUGGUGCCGAGUUCUAGUUUGCCCAAUCGACCCCAUUAUCGGAUGAGUCCGUAGGAGCACGAGGAAUUGCGAAAACAAGUGGAGGAGUUACUGUCUAAGGGUUUUAUCCGGAAGAGUCUUAGCCCCUGUGCAGUUCCAGUCUUACUGGUUCCCAAAAAAGAUGGGUCGUGGAGGAUGUGUGUGGACAGCAGGGCAAUUAACAGGAUCACAGUAAAGUAUCAUUUUCCGCUGCCAAGGUUGGAUGAUUUAUUGGAUCAGUUGGGGGGUGCUUAGAUUUUUACCAAGCUGGAUUUGAAAAGUGAUUACCAUCAACUUCGUAUCAAACUGGGAGAUGAGUGGAAGACAGCAUUUAAGACCAGAGAGGGGCUUUACGAAUGGCUGGUUAUGCCGUUCAGUUUAUCCAAUACGCCGAGCACUUUCAUGCACGUGAUGAACCAAACGCUACGGCCUUUCAUCGGUAAAUAUGUUGUCGUUUACUUUGAUGAUAUUUUGAUUUACAGUGCCACUCCUGAGUUACACUUGCAGCAUUUACGUGAGGUUCUUUCUGUUUUGCGUGCUGAAAAUUUGUAUGGGGCUAUUAAAAAGUGUGUGUUUAUGACGGAUUUUGUGCUUUUUCUUGGGUAUGUUGUGUCGAAUAAUGAGAUUUCGGUAGAUGAGUCUAAGGUUGGGGCAAUUUGAGACUGGCCACAACCUUGGACCUUGUUCGAUAUUCAUAGUUUUCAUGGGUUGGCUUCUUUUUACCGUCGUUUUAUUCUGCACUUUAGCACUAUUAUGGCUCCUAUCACGGAUUGUAUGAAGGGUGGAAGGUUCUUGUGGAAUGAAGCAGCUACCAGGGCAUUCCAGUUGAUCAAGUAGAAGUUAACUUCUGCCCCCGUUCUCGUGUUACCGAACUUUUCAUAGCCUUUUGAGUUGCAUUGUGAUGCGUCCAAGGUUGGAAUUGGGGCUGUCCUUAGCCAAGGUUCCAAGCCUGUGGCUUAUUUUAGCGAGAAGCUGAAUGGGGGAAAGUUGAACUAUAGCACUUAUGAUGUGGAGUUCUAUGCUUUGGUUCAGUCAUUGAAGUAUUGGUAUCAUUAUCUCAUACACAGCGACUUUGUUUUAUAUUCUGAUCAUGAGGCGUUGAAGCAUCUCAACUCGUAGGAUAAGCUUUCCAGUCGGCAUGCGAAAUGGGCUGCUUAUGUACAACAGUUCUCUUUCUCUAUCAAGCACAAGUCUGGUGCUUUGAAUAAGGUUGCUGAUGCCCUCAGUCGCCGCAGCAAUCUUCUCACAGUUAUGCGUAGUAAGGUAAUUGGAUUUGACGCUUUUCGUGAGUUGUUGUUGGCUGACCCGUAUUUCUCUACUGUGCUUGGGAAGAUCGCAGGUGACAAUCAGUCUGACUUUCAUGAGCAUGGCGGUUAUCUGUUUAAAGGGAAUUCAUUGUGUGUUCCGGAUAGUAGUCUUCGUUUA